UAUACUCGUAUUUCGGUGAGGAGAGAACAAAAACAGACUUGUGUUCCUUUCUACUCUUAGACGGAAAUCUCUUUUCGGUUCUCGAUUCGCCAGCACCCAGGCCAUGGAGGUCUCUCUGUCUUCAGCUACCUCUAGAAGUUAUCUUCAUCAUUCUUCACCAGAACCGUUGCUUCUCAAAAGAGUAAAAUUUCCUACUUGUGAUCGUUGUCCGCUGUCCCAAUCUUCCACUAGAAGAGUUGGACAACCCUUAGUUGGUAAAACUGGAGCUCUCUCUGCCAAGAGUUACUCUCUGAAGGUUUUAUGUUAUCAAAAGAGGGAAGCUCCAGUAGUAGAGGGCAGGUGUAUCGAAGAAGUAUAUGAUGCUUUGGCUGAACGCCUUGUCCCUACAGCAGCAGCAAUGUCAAAUCCAAAUUUGAAGCAUAUUGUGGGUUUGGCUGGUCCUCCUGGAGCUGGAAAGAGUACUCUUGCAUCUGAAGUAGUACGCCGUGUAAACAAGUUAUGGCCUCAGAAAGCUUCAUCAUUGGAUUCCCAAGUUAUGCCUCCAGAUGUGGCUGCGGUUCUUCCCAUGGAUGGAUAUCAUCUUUACCGUUCUCAGCUGGAUGCAAUGGAGAAUCCUGAGGAAGCUCACGCAAGAAGGGGAGCUCCAUGGACCUUCAACCCUCAGCUGAUACUCAAGUCUUUGAAGACUCUGAGAAGUCAGGGAUCAGUAUAUGCACCUUCAUUUGACCAUGGUGUUGGAGAUCCAGUAGAAGAUGAUAUCUUUGUGAGCAUUCAGAAUAAAGUGGUCAUAGUGGAAGGAAAUUAUUUGUUCUUGGAUAAUGGGGUGUGGAAGGAAAUAUCGUCUAUGUUUGAUGAGAAGUGGUUCAUAGAGGUUGAUAUUGACAAAUCUAUGCAACGAGUUCUCAAGAGACAUAUUGCAACAGGGAAGCCCCCAGAUGUUGCUAAAUGGCGGAUUGAGUACAAUGACCGGCCUAAUGCAGAGACCAUAAUCAAAUCAAAGAAGAAUGCUGAUUUGAUAAUCAAGUCAAUCGACUUCUGAAGGUGACCCUGCUGGAAUCGAAGGCCUCUCUUCAUUUUUGCUGUAUAUAUGUGGUUACUGAAGAACUCCAAUUUCCUUGGAGGUUAUGAAGAAACAAAACAACAAAUUAGGAUUGAAGGCUGCAAAAACACCACCUUUUCCUCGAUGAGUUUGCAGCCAUAAUUGUGACUUAUAAAUUUUGCAAAUGGUUCAUCUAUUUUCAAUUUUUCAUAA
This is a messenger RNA of Rosa chinensis, 1252 nucleotides long. RefSeq names its product putative uridine kinase C227.14. Gene Ontology annotation, molecular function: ATP binding; kinase activity. The transcript is spliced from 12 exons. Bases 104 to 1039 code for a protein of 311 amino acids. The record is from RefSeq and is a predicted model, not a curated record. NCBI's taxonomy places the organism in Eukaryota, Viridiplantae, Streptophyta, Magnoliopsida, Rosales, Rosaceae. Gene Ontology annotation, cellular component: cytoplasm.